UGGCGCUCGGACGGCACAUUUGAGCUAUGGCUGGAACAAGGCACCUCAGUAAGAGUUUGGAAGCCUUUCGGGGUCUUUUCGGGAGCGGGUUACGCCCGCGCUUUCCACGGGGUGCACGGAUAAGCCCUACUACGCUUCAUUGGAGAUGUUUAAGCUCUAGUAGGUUCCUUGGUCCUCUAAUUAUGAAGUCCUGCUCUUUCCUGGACUCCAGAUCAAUUAUGAGAAAGCAGGUCCGGCCCUUCCUCAAUCUUGCAGCUCCUCUACUUGGUGCCAAGCGUAUGGAAUACACUGAAAUCCGUCAACUUCCGUACUCUGUUGACCAGAUGUAUGACAUUGUAGCCGAUGUUGGCAGCUACCAGCUCUUUGUUCCCUGGUGUAACUGCUCCCGCAUAAUUUCCCAUCACAAAGAAGUCUCCCAGGCUGAACUGGAAGUGGGAUUUCCUCCUGUGGUUGAGCGCUAUGUCUCGGAGAUCUCCUCAGUGCCUCACUGCCAGAUCCGGGUAAUGCAUGAUAUUCGGAUGGUUUAAAGUUCUAGUUACAAAUUGAAUGGCUUCUUUUCCUAGAAACCAGCUGCAUUCACAAGAUGUUCUAACCUCCAAAUUAUCCAUGAUUCAUUCAGAUAACUCAAUUUUCUGGGCUGUAAUGACACUUUGAACCAAAAACUAACACACUUAUUUGGAUUCAGAACAUCUUAUCAGAUUGAAAUGUGGUCAGCCAUUUUGUGGAUCAAUUAGUUGUGUUUCAAUUUUGUGGCUGUCAACUUUUAUGACCACUCCCCUGAUUGGCCCCCAGUGGUAAUAUUGUUAACCCAACUUGAAUCUGGUUUGAACUACUAGCUGCUGCUUAUUACUCAUUUCCCCUUUCCUGGGUACUGUUCUCUUAACACCAAAACAACAGCACUCUGGGAAAAACUGUAUUAUGUCAUUGCCCUUUCAAAAAGAACACUGGUGUUGCAACAGUUUAUCAGCCGAUAUGUGACAAACUUCAGCUAAGUCAUCAAAACCAAAGUUGGGUUCCCUUUUUUUAACACAUUGAUGAGGUUUUUAUUUUCCCACUUGAAGAUUUGCUAUAGCUGACCACAACCUGCUGCCUUCAGGAUAUACUGAUGCUGUAGGCCAUAGUCUAAUGUAUAUGGAAAGUAUUGUUAGAAAAUGCUAGCCUCCAUAUUUGUUAUCCA
This is a messenger RNA of Notechis scutatus (mainland tiger snake), 1177 nucleotides long. The record is from RefSeq and is a predicted model, not a curated record. Lineage: Eukaryota; Metazoa; Chordata; Lepidosauria; Squamata; Elapidae.